GUUCUUACUUCAGUCUUCGUACAGUCUUUGCUUUAACCCGUUCCAACUCUGUCCGCCGCUCAGCUCGUUGGCUUUCUAUAGGAAUCGAAUCAAAUCACCUAGUAUAACAGCAGCAAUAACAUCGGGUCGGUAGCCUGUGUUGUUCCCUGGUUCCGUUUCGUUCAGUCAUCAUCGAAAGUUGGCGUCGCAGUCGCAGUUGCCGUCACCGUCGCCGCCUGCGCCCAAAACCAACCACCGCCACACACCUCCGCCAACGCCAUCGACAUCCUCUCCACCACCGCUAGUAGCAACAUCAGCAGCAGCAGCAGCAGCAGGAGCCAGAACCAGAACACUCUCUCACACACUCUCCACUCACUCACGAAUUUCAAUAUCCAAAUCAAAGUCAGGUUCAAAUCGAAAACAGCCGCAACAGCAGCAACAACACCUCGCAAAAAGCACGCGGAUAAUAAUAAAAAGAAAAUAACUCACGCAGUUCGCAUCCAGUGUCCGACUUGAACAGAUCACAUCAGUCCAGAUCCAGUUCCAGAUCCAGUCCCCGAGAAUAUUAACUCUCGAAGCUUACAAAUAGAAAAGUAAAAUCAAUCGACUUCCGGCUUCGCAGUGUUUUCACUUUUUGCGCGUGUGAAUCAAAUUAAACCAAUCAAAAACUCAACUCUAAUUUUCAUUUCCCAGUGUCUCUAUCGCACUUUGCGCUCUCAAAAAUAGUCAUAAUUACAAGAUCCGCAACAAGAAACUUUGAUUGAAAAAACAAUUCAAGAGAAUCCAACAUUAAAAUAAACUCUUCACUCCUCAUCCAACUUCAACGACACUGACUCGACACUUAAUUGCAAUCAGAAACCGACAUAGAAAUGCCGGACAAGUCCCAGCAUAAAUGAAAUAAAUCCAGAGCUAAAGACAACAAAACUGCAAACGAACUCCCUCGUAUUUUUCUAAGCCCAAAACCAAACCAAACCCCUUUGAAACCCGCCCCGCCCAAAUACCCAUCAGCCAUCAAACUACCGUACAGAAUUCAUUAAAAUAAAUCAAAACCGAAGAAAGCAAAAUAAUAAGAAAAUAAAACCAUACAAAAAGGCACAAAACAAGAAACAGGCCAAAAGUGGUGAAUUGUUGCUAAAUCAAUAGAAUACCGCUACAGAAGUCGGUACAGAACAGUAUUUUAAAAUAUAUAAGAAAUAAGUGAAAUCGAAGAGAUAUUUACAAAAAUCAAGAUCCUGUUGAGGCAUACAUGAGAGAAUUGUGAAUUUUAUAGAAAUUUAUAAAUCGAUAUACAUCUAUAUAUUUGUAUGUUCAGUUGUUAAUUUUGAGCGUUAUUUAAAGAGGCAUUUAUACGCAGAAAGUUGUGGGAGAAAUCAAUUACCAAAGGUGACUACAAAGGGAAAUCUGCAAGAACAAGAAAACGGAAAAAGGUGAUAGCCAGCAGGGUCGACGGUAAGGGCGACAGAGAAGCGAUAGAAUGCAAAGGUUGUUAAAUUAAAAUUAAGUAUAAAUAUUUACAAGGAGCGAAUAAACGCGUUAAAUAGCAACAUAUCAGCAUUAAAGAACAACAAAAUCAAUUAAAGAAAGGCAAUCGAAAGAGGCUGCGGGAGAUAGGAAAAAUCAAACAGAAGUAGGAGAAAUAGUUAUAUGAAUAUUGAUGCUACCAAACAAUCAAACCCAAUCGAACCCCAAGAUUCCGAAUUAAAUCAAAGUACUCAGAAUAGAUAAAUUCCUGUUUACACAUUGGUAAAACAUCGGUUGCAGGAGCCGUAGGCAAUGUCAAUUUGUAAUUCGUAAGCAAGCAACGUCAAUCAGAGGCCGACUCAAUCUCAAUCACUUUCAGUCGACACUUAAAUGUAAGACAGAUUUUUGUAGCUUCGUCUCUAGCAUACAGUAAGGGGUUAACGUUUUUAAGGAAGUAGGGUUAAAGAGGGAUCGCCGGGUACAAUCAAUGCCUCGAUCGACAAGAAAUCGCGUUUUGACAAUCACACGAAAUUAGCGUAUUUCAUAUACACAUCAGAUAUAUCGCCUCCGCGCGUAAUAUAGGAUUUAUAUACAUCUUCUCUACAGCAUAUAUUUACGAAAAACGUUUGCUAGCCUUGGCACUUUACAUGUUCUAAAUCAAACCUCUAUUCUAUGACAAUCUAUGAAACCACUUUCCUCUAUUAAAAUAAAAUAACGAAAGCGGUCUAAACAAUUUACAAUCAAUCAUCUUGCAAUCAACUAGAACUUUAAACAAUCUUCGAACGGUUUUCAAAUCUCUAUACACAUAUUUAUAUACGUCUAACCAUAGUAGUGAUAUAUUUCAAUAUUAACAUUUUUAGAAACACUUUAAACACGCUCAAAGUCAGAUUAAACAAGGUAGUCUUAGCUAAGCUGAUAGCUGUUCUUUUAUCUAUCGAACAAGUUUAGCAACAAUUUGCGUAAAGCUUUACAUCACACAAUCGGCAUAGCUAUCAUGGAAAACUAAUUCAAUUGGCAUUAUAUUAUAACAAUAAGCAGAGCUCAUAUAUUCACCAAAACACGCAAUCCAACAAUCCCAGUGUAAUUUUCCCCAAAACUCAAAAUACGCCAAAUACUAAAACAAAAGAAAAUCGAAACGAAAACUUUUAACUCAAACGCACCAAAAAAUAUAACUCAAGAAAAACCAAGUGCAAGCGGAGGAAACUUUAAUAAACAUUUGUUGCCAAUAAAACUGUCAUCAUUGCCGCGUUAACAGAAACCACGGCGUCAGCAGCGAUUGCAGCGCUCAGUAUCAGCAGCAGCUCUCAAGCGUCGCUAGCCGCCAACGCCUCCGCCACGCCCACAUCGCCGCCCACUUCGUCAGUGGCAGCAGCAGCAGCAACGGUAAAGAGCGAGAUCGUUGAAUCCGAUUCGGCGGAGACCUCCCCUAUACAAGAUUUAAUAAUGCGCGGAAGCGACGAACUUUUGAGUCAAGCAGCAGUCAUGGCGCCCGCUUCUGACAAUAACAAUCAGGACCUGGCCACAAAGAAGGCCAAGCUGGAGCCGGGUACCGUGCUGGCCGGCGGAAUUGCCAAGGCCUCCAAAGUCAUCCACUUGCGCAACAUUCCAAACGAGUCCGGCGAGUCGGAUGUGAUUGCUCUGGGCAUUCCAUUCGGACGUGUGACCAACGUGCUGGUGCUCAAGGGCAAGAACCAGGCGUUCAUCGAGAUGGCUGACGAGAUUUCCGCCACGUCAAUGGUGUCCUGCUACACAGUCAAUCCGCCCCAGAUGCGCGGCCGCAUGGUCUAUGUGCAGUUCUCCAACCAUCGCGAACUGAAGACUGACCAGAGUCACAACAACUCGGUUGUCCAGAGCGACUACCGCAUCCAGUCCCCGGCGGGCGGAUCGCCCUUGCCCCUUUGCGCCGCUAAUGCGACCAGCAACAAUGCCAACAGCUCCGCCGAAAACACCUGCACUGCAGUGGCCAUCUUGAACAGCGCGAAUGCGGCCGGCAACAACACGAACUCCGCCGGCGGCCCCAACACGGUGCUUCGCGUGAUCGUCGAGUCGCUGAUGUACCCCGUUUCGCUGGACAUACUGCACCAGAUCUUCCAGCGCUAUGGCAAGGUGCUGAAGAUUGUCACCUUUACCAAGAACAAUUCAUUCCAGGCCCUGAUUCAAUAUCCGGACGCAAACUCCGCCCAGCAUGCCAAGUCACUCCUAGACGGACAGAACAUAUACAACGGCUGCUGCACGCUGCGCAUCGACAACAGCAAGCUAACGGCACUGAACGUGAAGUACAACAACGACAAGUCACGCGACUUCACGAACCCCGCGCUGCCACCGGGCGAACCGGGCGUAGACCUAAUGCCUACCGCCGGUGGGUUGAUGAACACUAAUGAUCUGCUGUUGAUCGCCGCCCGUCAGCGGCCUUCUCUUACAGGUGAUAAAAUAGUCAACGGCCUAGGCGCCCCAGGAGUCUUACCACCCUUCGCUUUGGGCCUGGGCACUCCGCUGGCCGGCGGCUACAGUAAUGCCCUGCCCAACUUGGCCGCCUUCUCGCUGGCCAACAGUGGGGCCCUGCAGACGGCCGCUCCCGCCAUGCGGGGCUACUCGAAUGUUCUGCUUGUCUCGAAUUUAAAUGAGGAGAUGGUCACGCCUGAUGCUCUCUUUACCCUCUUUGGUGUAUACGGCGAUGUGCAACGUGUAAAGAUUCUGUACAACAAGAAGGACUCGGCACUCAUACAGAUGGCGGAGCCCCAGCAAGCCUAUUUGGCCAUGUCUCACCUUGAUAAAUUACGUUUAUGGGGCAAGCCGAUACGUGUGAUGGCCAGCAAACACCAGGCCGUACAGCUGCCAAAGGAGGGACAGCCAGACGCGGGUCUCACACGUGACUACUCGCAGAAUCCGUUGCACCGCUUCAAGAAGCCAGGCAGCAAGAACUACCAGAACAUCUAUCCGCCGUCAGCGACACUGCAUUUAAGCAACAUUCCCUCGUCCUGCUCUGAGGAUGACAUCAAAGAAGCCUUCACCUCAAACACCUUCGAAGUCAAAGCAUUCAAAUUUUUCCCGAAGGACCGCAAAAUGGCGCUGCUGCAGCUGUCGUCCGUAGAGGAGGCCGUUCUAGCACUGAUUAAGAUGCACAACCACCAACUGUCUGAGUCGAACCAUCUGCGCGUUAGCUUCUCCAAGUCCAACAUCUAGAAUUCGAUCCGAAGUCAGGUUUACUGAACCUGACUGGGUGCCUUCGGCGGGUACAGCUAUAUGCAACAACACCUACAGGUCUAUUGGCAGCAA
Molecule: messenger RNA, 4716 nt
Organism: Drosophila eugracilis
Lineage: Eukaryota; Metazoa; Arthropoda; Insecta; Diptera; Drosophilidae
Gene: heph
Product: polypyrimidine tract-binding protein 1
Exons: 13
Coding region: 2884-4623 (579 amino acids)
Biological process (GO): regulation of RNA splicing; mRNA processing
Cellular component (GO): nucleus
Molecular function (GO): mRNA binding
Source: RefSeq, a predicted model, not a curated record